AUAUACAAAGUGUGGCCUCUUGUUCUGUGGCCACACCUGCAUUCUGGCACCACGCACACUGCUGCUCUCUGCUCUGCCCUCCAUUGCUGCAAGAGCUAGACUGCAGAGCAGCACCUUGCCGCUUAGCUUCGGAGAUGAUCAAGCUGAGGUACUCCAAGAAGCUGUUCAGGAGGAGCUCCUCCAAGAGCAGCGCUGCCAGCAGCAGUAGCAGCGACGGCGGCGAUGCCGGCAGCGGCCGUGGGGAGAUAGAGUGGGAGGUGAGGCCGGGGGGCAUGCUGGUGCAGAAGAGGGACGGGAAGGGGGACGUCGAGGUCAUCACCGUCCGGGUCGCCACCGGCUUCUCCUGGCAUGACGUCUCCAUUGGGGCUACCUGCACAUUUGGGGAGCUUAAGGUGGUGCUGUCCAUGGUGACAGGGCUGGAGCCGAGGGAGCAGAGGCUGCUGUUCCGGGGCAAGGAGAGGGAGGACAGCGACCAUCUCCACAUGGUGGGCGUGAGGGACAAGGACAAGGUGCUCCUCCUCGAGGACCCUGCCCUCAAGGACAUGAAGCUCCGGGCCGCGCUCGCGGCCCAGGCCGUGCAGAGCCCGUAUCAGAACUUUAUCAAGGUGUAAGUCCGGCCCGGCCUGGCCUGCCACUACCCUAACUGAAUAACUGAUAGAGUAAACCAGUAUCAUCAUCAGCUAGUUGCUCCUGUUGGUAAUCGCCUGCUAUUGAUCAGUGCUAAGUACCACUCCAUGUAUGGGCAAAGGAAAGCCCCUCUUUUGUGAGAAGAGUUAGCGUAGUACAUGAUGAUGCACUUGUAACCGCGCUGAGUGUGGCUGCCAUGCAUGCUAUGUAAGGUUGUUCAGAAAAAAAUCAGACUUAGAUCACGCAUGCCUAGCAAGUCCCACACAGAGUUUCGAAAGGCCUUAGCCUCCAAGGCUCCAACUAUAGUGGAGAUAAACUAUUUUUCAGCUUUGGGUGAUGAACCGAUGCCUAUAAUUGGUAACUCCUUGGGCUA
Panicum virgatum (switchgrass) is the source of this 1000-nucleotide messenger RNA. RefSeq names its product BAG family molecular chaperone regulator 1-like. The coding region runs from base 135 to 611 and encodes 158 amino acids. NCBI's taxonomy places the organism in Eukaryota, Viridiplantae, Streptophyta, Magnoliopsida, Poales, Poaceae. The transcript is spliced from 2 exons. Gene Ontology annotation, molecular function: protein binding. The record is from RefSeq and is a predicted model, not a curated record.